AAAUGCUGUGCUGCUUUAUUGAGUGUGUCUGCUUGUCUGUUCCAUUUAGGUCAUUAUUGAUGAUGAUCUAUCUGCCUGAUAGUUGUGAGUGAGCCUCUGUCACACUUCAUGCAGAGUUUGAAAGUGAACUACCAGACAAGACCAUUACUGGAACCUCAUUCUGCAGGCCAGGCCUUUAUCUGUUGUCUUUCUGUAUAUCAUCAUGAUAAACCCAUCAUCUGGACCAGGAGGUGUGUGUAGGUUGCUGGCCUCUUUGCUUUAUGGGCUGAAGUCUCAUUUGGACACCUCAGAGGACAGCACUUUUCUUCAGGACAUGCUCAGGGGCAAUACUCUGCAUCUGCUUAUUAAGGUCUAUGACAGACUGCAGAAGUACAAAGCCCAGCGUCCUGCUCCACUGUUGGAAAACACACAGGGCCUGGCUCAGGACUUGGCAGAUGAGCUGCGCUGUGUAGUCGCCAGCCCAGAGACAACAGAGUUGUUGUACUUGCUCUCUAAACCUCAUGUACAGGCUCUUCUCUCAGUGCAUGACAUGGUAUCUCAGAAAGAGUUUGACCCUCGGUUGCCUCCUCUGCCCCCACUGCCUGAUUACAUUGAGAAAGAGGAAGAUUCAAUCAAGAUUGUUUGCUUGGUUAAAAACCAGGAGCCACUGGGAGCCACCAUAAAGAGAGAUGAGUCCACUGGAGCUAUAGUGGUGGCUCGGGUCAUGAGAGGAGGAGCUGCUGAUCGAAGUGGUCUAAUUCAUGUAGGUGACAAGCUCCAGGAAGUCAAUGCUGUUCCAAUGGAGAACAAGAACCCAGAGGAGAUCAUUCCCAUACUAGCCAAGUCAGAAGGAGCAGUGACCUUCAAAGUCAUCCCAGGCACCAAAGAAGAGCCAGAGACCUUAGAUAACAAGAUCUUUGUAAGGGCACUUUUCGAUUAUAAUCCCCAAGCAGAUCCUGCUAUUCCAUGCAAAGACGCCGGGUUAGAAUUCUGGAGAGGAGAUGUGUUACAGAUUGUAAGCCAAGAAGAUGACACCUGGUGGCAGGCCAGACGGCACAGUGACGUGGACGCCAACCUCAGGGCUGGAUUGAUUCCCUCAAGACAGCUUCAGGAAAGGAGAGUGACUUUACAAAGGCCUGCAGUUCUGUUCCACCCACUGAGAGAGUCGAUGAUAUUCAGUGCUGGUUUAAGGAAAAGUUUCCGGUUGAGCCGGAAGGAACACAAGUCAACAUGUGAGACAGAAGAUGGGCAAAGGAAAUUGCCGGUAUCCAUUUUACCAAUAUAUCAGGAGGUCCUGCCUUACAAGAGAAAGCCUGAUGAGCCUUACCGCCUUGUGCUCCUAACUGCUUCCGACCUAAAAAGCAUGAGAGAGAAGGGGUGGAGUAACACUAUUACACAAAACAAUGAGAAAGAAGGGGUGGAGUACCACUUUGUCUCCAAACACACUUUUGAAAAAGAUAUUCUCAACCACAAAUUUUUGGAGUAUGGUAAAUAUAAAUGGAACUACUACGGUAUGAGUCUGGAUUCAGUGCGCAGGGUUAUAGCGGAGAGCAAGGUGUGCCUACUGGAUGUGAAGACACACGUGAGCAUAGCAGCCUUAUACACCUCCGAGUUUAAACCCUAAAUCCUGUACAUCAAAAGACCCCAUCAAAAGAUCACUCGAAAAUGAAAAAAAGAAAAUUCAAAAGUACUGUCAAGUCAGAAUGAACAAGCACUUACAAAAAUAUUUACGGAGGAGGACUUUCAGGAUAUGAUUACCAGUGCCCAAGCCAUGGAGAAUAAAUAUGGCCACUUGUUUGAGAAAGUGAUCAUUAAUGAUGACCUGGCCAUGGCAUUCACUGAGCUGAGAGACGAGCUUACAAAGAUAGAAACAGACACUCACUGGAUCCCAAAUACAUGGGCUCAUGUCUGAAAAGCAAUUCAUGUUCAC
Molecule: messenger RNA, 1909 nt
Organism: Cyprinus carpio (common carp)
Lineage: Eukaryota; Metazoa; Chordata; Actinopteri; Cypriniformes; Cyprinidae
Gene: mpp7b
Product: MAGUK p55 subfamily member 7
Biological process (GO): protein localization to adherens junction
Cellular component (GO): plasma membrane; cell-cell junction
Molecular function (GO): protein binding
Source: RefSeq, a predicted model, not a curated record